Messenger RNA from Synchiropus splendidus (mandarinfish), 7833 nucleotides. RefSeq names its product leucine-rich repeat kinase 1 (gene lrrk1). Gene Ontology annotation, molecular function: protein kinase activity; ATP binding; protein binding. The coding region runs from base 163 to 6237 and encodes 2024 amino acids. The transcript is spliced from 37 exons. Lineage: Eukaryota; Metazoa; Chordata; Actinopteri; Syngnathiformes; Callionymidae. The record is from RefSeq and is a predicted model, not a curated record. Gene Ontology annotation, biological process: protein phosphorylation.
UCCGGGAUGUCUGUGCCUACUUGACGCGCGCGUUUGUCCGGGAAAGAGUUUGCAUGCCGAAGAUCAGGAAGUGUCACGGAUUGAUGAGCGAGUCUGACGAACACCUUCGGACAUGUCGCUGACCGGAGCUGCUGCACCAACGGACUGACCAGAGGAGGAGGAAUGUUCUACUGGUCGGUUGGCAGUCCUCCGGACUCUGGAGGCAGCGAGAUGACGCAACCAAGCAGCCCAGGGGAUGAGAUGGGAGCCAAGAUUUCCUUGGUGGAGAGUGCUGCCCCCCGCCCGGCACUGACUCCUUCUCCCACUCUAGAGAACAUCCAGGCAGCAUACGAAGGUGGAGAAGAGGACUCUGCGCGGGAGCUGAUCCAGCAAGCCUGCUGCGUGGAGUGCAGCGCCGGGAUGCCCCGGAUCGGCGGGACGAGUCUUCUGUGUGUGGCCGUGCAGCACGGAGACCUGCAGAGUGUCUGUUACCUCCUCAAAGAGGCCCGAAUCCCUGUUUCCCAGGAGCCGUCCAGUGGCAACCCGGCAAUCCUGGCGGCUUACUACGGUCACACCAGUGUGGUCCAAGAGCUGCUGGGCGCCAUGUCAGGUCCGCGCUUGAGGAAAGACCUGCUCAACUGGAUGCUGGCCACAUCUUGCCAGCAAGGUCAUCUGGAUAUGGUCCGCCUGCUGGUUCUCACCUACAGUGCCGAUGUUAAAGACUGUGCCAUCCACACUGGGGACUUUGCCGUCAUCAAUGGCCUCCCGCUCUACGCCGCCGCGCAGGCAGGAAAUGAGGAUAUCGCAGACUUCCUGCUGCAAAGUGGUGCAGCGUUCUCCUCGUACACGCUGAUGGACCACCCGACCUUCAGCAGAAACCUCCUCAGGAAAAAAGUCCAAGAAUUGGAGAGUGUGGAAUCUGAGCAGUCUGUGAGAGUGUCCUGGAGUGGCCUGCAGCUGCCCUGGCUGGAGCUGGACUGGUUCAUGGACUUCUCAUCAGGCAUCACCCACUUGGACCUGUCGUCUAACCGCCUGGCCACGCUGCCCUCUGUGGUGCCCUGGGGCCUCAUUCACCUCUCGGACCUCAAUCUGUCCAACAACCAACUGAAGCAGCUGCCCCCUGCUGCCAGCUCCCGGGAAGUCAUCUGCACCAGGUUACAGCGGGUCAAUCUCUCCCAGAACCUGCUGACCAGUUUGCCGCUUCCCCUGCUCCACCUGACCAACCUAGAGAGGCUUUCUGCAGCCAAGAACCAGCUGACCGAACUGUUUGAAGUCCCUGCCUCGACCAACUGGAUCGGACUCCGUUGUCUUGAAGAGCUGGAUGUGUCUGACAACUCUCUGACCAGUCUUCCCACGUCCAUAAUGCACUGCCUUAAAUCCCUGAGCGUCCUGAACGUGAGCCGCAACAAGCUGGCAGACUUCCCGGACCCCUGGGCCUGCCCUCUGACACUCUGUAAAGCCUCUUCCAAUCUCAUCACGUGUCUUCCGGAAACCAUCUCCAUCUUCUGGAGGAAUCAGCUGCAGGAGGUGGACUUCUCCGACAACUGCCUGAAUGAGUUGCCCUCAUACAUCUUUGAACUGGAGUCUGUGCUCUCAUUGAAACUCUGUGGGAAUAACAUUGCCACACUCCCACCGCUCGCCAAGUGGAGUUGCUGUCAGCUCAGGACACUGGACCUUUCUAGGAACCAGCUGGGCAAAACAGCAGAGAGUCCGAAGACCAGGAGGCUGGCCUUCUUGACCACGUGGAGUAAAAGGGAUCCAGAACCAGCGUGUCCCAUCGAGUUUCCCAAACUUUUGCGGAAUUCCUUAGAGGUGUUGUUUCUGAACGACAACCAGUUGGAGUGUGUUCCUCAGUCGGUGUGUGACCUCCUCGCCCUCAAUGAGCUCUACCUGUCCAAUAACCCUGGAAUCCGUGAGCUUCCUGUAGAGCUGGGCCAGCUGCCCAACCUCUGGCAGCUUGACGUUGAGAACCUCAACAUCAAUAAUGUGCCGCAGGAAGUUCUCAGUGAAGGUCCGGUGUCGGUCCUGGCUUACCUUCGCGCGCACCUGCGUAAAGCAGAACCUUGCAAGCUGCUGAAGAUGCUGGUCAUCGGUCCACCCAGACAGGGGAAGAGCGCCGUGCUGGAGGCGCUGCAGACUGGCCGGGCGUCGCCCUUCACUCCUGCUGAAUGCAGCAUCUCAACAGCCCCCUGGGAGCUUGACAGCCACCACGGAGGGAAAGCCUCUCAGAAGAAUUCAGUGGUGUUCAACGUGUGGGACAUCGGAGGACAAGCCAGCAUGUCUACAGUCAACCAGUGCUUCUUCACAGACAAAGCUCUGUACGUGGUGAUCUGGAACCUGGCUCUGGGUGAGGAGGCUGUGGCCAGCCUGCAGACCUGGCUGCUGAAUAUCGAGGCCCGAGCUCCCAAUUCUGCCGUGGUGGUUGUGGGAACUCAUCUGGACCUCAUCGACACCAAGUUCCGCACCGAGCGGCUGGCCACACUCAGGGCCUACAUCCUGGCUCUCUGCCGCUCUCCUUCUGGGGCCCGAGCCACUGGCUUCCCGGACAUCACCUGGAAACAUCUGCACGAGGUCUCCUGCAAAACUCUAGAGGGUCUGGAUGGGCUGAAGAAGCUGAUCUUCCAAGUGGCGCUCUCCAUGAGGGACUCCAGCAGCAGCUCGCUCUAUGGAAGCAGGCUGCUGGGCAGACUGAUCCCCAGGAGCUACCUGAUGCUUCAGGAGGCAGUGCUGGCGGAGAAACAACGGCGUGCCGGUGAGGGAGAAGUCCAGUACUUGACCGACGUCCAGCUGGAGAGCAUCAUUGAACAGAACCCAGGAAGUGACAUCAGAGAUUAUGAGGACCUGCAGAGCGCCAUCCACUUCUUGAUAGAGACGGGAACCCUGCUGCACUUCCCGGACACCAGCCACGGCCUCUGCACGCUCUACUUCCUGUGUCCUGUGUGGCUGUCCGAGUGCUUGGAGAGGAUCAUCCACCUCAAGUCUUCCCGCUCCGUGGCUAGGAACGGCCUAAUCCGAGCGUCAGACCUGAGGAUGCUGCUGGUCGGGACUGGUUUCACCGACCAGACGGAGGAGCAGUAUUUCCAGUUCCUCGCCAAGUUUGAAAUCGCUCUGCCAGUUGCCAACAACAGCUACCUUCUCCCUCAUCUCCUGCCCCCGAAACCCGCCAUGGACAUCCACUGCUUCCGUCAGCAGACCACCAACACCCUGCAGCGUCUCUUCAAGAUGAGCUUCGUCCCUGCUGGCUUUUGGGAGCGCUUCAUCGCACGCAUGCUGAUCAGCCUCACGCACAUGGACCUGCAGGUACUGGCGACUGAAGCCUCAAUGAAAACGCAAACCAACUCAGAAAUGCUGUCGAUCCAGUCGUUGGAGACCAAGAGAAACGGCCACAGCAGCAGGAGCUCUGUCAUCUACAACUUCAGCAGUAGCCAACAGAGGAACCGAUGUAGCACCUUCAGAGUCCGACGUAGUCAGACCAUAUACUGGAAGGAGGGGCUGCUGGUCUCCUUCGAUGGAGGCUACCUGAGCGUGGAGUCAUCGGAUCUUAACUGGAAGAAGAAGAAAAGCGGCGGCAUUAAGAUCAUCUGCCAGUCGGAGACCAGAGACUUCUCAGCCAUGGCUUUCAUCACCGACCACGUCAACGCCCUCAUCGAGCAGUGGUUCCCAGCGCUGACAGCCACUGAGAGUGACGGCAGCCUGGUCAUAGAGCAGUACGCCCCCUGUCCCCUCUGUCAACAGAACAAGAAAGGUUCGGACCCGGGUGGAGAGGCGGGAGGACGUGACGGAGGAAGGGAAGGAGGCGUCCACUACUUCAACAUGGAGGACUGUGUCCUGGCUGCCGUGGAGAAGGAGCACAUUAUCUGUCCCCAGCAUCCAGACCAGCUGGUUCCUUUGCAAGAGCUUGUUCCAGAGCUCUUCAUGACCGACUUCCCUGCACGACUCUUUUUAGAGAAGAGUGAGCUGGAAUACUGCGAGGACGACAGCGCCAUCAUCGGUCAAGGCGGCAGCGGGACAGUCAUCUAUCGGGCAAAGUACCGCGAGAGGCCCGUGGCAGUCAAACGCUUCCACUUUAAGAGGUGUCGCCAGCAGAGCAGCAGCUGUGGCCCAGACACUAUGCUGAAACAUCUCCAGUCCGCCGACGCCUGCCGCAGCUUCUCCGAGUUCCGGCAGGAGACCAGCAUGCUGCACUCUCUGCAGCACCCCUGCAUCGUCUCCCUGAUGGGCAUCAGCAUCCAUCCGCUCUGCUUCGCCCUGCAGCUGGCGCCGCUGGGCAGCCUCAACACUGUGCUGGAGGAGAGACGCAGAGGCUCCGCCUACAUGCCUCUGGGUCACAUGAUGACGUUCAGAGUUGCUUAUCAGAUCGCGGCAGGCCUGGCCUACCUUCACAAGAAAAGCAUCAUCUUCUGUGACCUCAAAUCGGACAACAUCCUGGUCUGGUCUAUGGAGGUGCAGGACUCGGUCAACAUCAAGCUGUCAGACUAUGGCAUCUCACGACAAUCCUUCCAUGAGGGGGCGUUGGGAGUGGAAGGCACCCCAGGAUACCAGGCCCCUGAGAUCCGGCCUGGCAUUGUCUAUGAUGAAAAGGUGGAUAUGUUUUCCUACGGCAUGGUUCUGUAUGAGCUGCUGACUGGCUGCAGGCCAGUGCUUGGACACCACCAUCUUCAGAUCGCCAAGAAGCUCUCCAAAGGCAUCCGGCCGCCGCUCGGCAGUCCAGAGGAGGUUCAGUUCUGCAGCCUCCAGACCCUACUGACGGAGUGCUGGGACACCAAGCCAGAGAAGAGGCCCGUGGCAGCGCAGUGCGUACGGCGGAUGAUGGAGCCCAGCUUCCCGUGUCUCCGAUAUUUGAUGCCAUGUGACACCCAGUCGCAGCUCUUUCUGUCCCCGCUGCAGGGCUACAGUGCUGUGUUCUGGAGCGGACUGGACCAAGACAGGAACUACAGUGUGGUCAAUGUCCAGAAAGGCUGUGUGGAGGUGAAGAGAGUGUCGUGUCCUGGCGGGAAAAUCAGCUGUCAGAUGAAGAUGGGCAACACAUUGUGGAUCGCCACCGAGGAACAGGAGGUCUUCAUCUACACUCUGAAGGACAUGUGUCCCCUCAGUCGGCCACAGAGACACCUCUCCAGUCCAGCCGUGGUCACGUGCCUGCUCGCUGCUCCAGCUGGAGAACAGAGCCUGGCCCGAGUCUUCGCUGGGAUGUCCGACGGUCUGGUGACAGUCUACUACCUGGUCGAGGGCCUUCCUGAGCAGGGCGACACCUACUUGUGCUCUCACACUCUAAACAAGACGGUGUUCGGCCUCAAGGACUCCGAUCCCAGGCAACGACCUUGUGCGGUGAAGAGUAUGGUUUUAGUCAGCAGCGGAUCCCAGCUCUGGUUCUCUCACGGUUCUGGCCUGCUAGUGGUGGACUCCGUCAGUCUGAAGGCCUUGCGAAGGCUUGAGCCGUACAGUCCGCCUUCAUCAAUCGUCUCCAUGGCAACCAGCUUCAGCCUGUGGGGACAGGAGGCGGUGUGGACCCUGGACGACUGCAGCAACACCCUGCUGCUCCACCACGCCGCCACCUACCAGAUCUGUGCCCAGUACUGCUGUGGCGACAGCAACCCACUGCGGGACGUCUUCACCGUGCAGCGUCCGACGGGACUCCCCUCGGUGACGCCGGAGCCCCAGGAGGCGGAGCCGGAGCAGAUACCCGGGGAGGUCACCGUGACCCACAGCAAGGAGGCCGGCACUCAGAUCAUCCAGCGCCAGGACUCACUGACCGACUACUGCUCCGUGACGUCGGACCUGGGCUUCAGCUGCACCAUGGACACGGCGUCACCGUCCAUCAGCACCAGCCCUCCACCGGCGUCAGACUUGGAGGAGGGUGGCUUGGACAAGGAGGAGCCAGGAUCUGCUCAGUGUGAGCAGAAGACAUCAGAGAGCGUGAUGUCCACUCCCCCUCAGCUGCAGGCCGUCUGUGUGCUGCCGGUCAAUGAGGCUCUGUGGAUCCCCAGGCGCGGUGGCGACACACUGGUCAUCGAGAUGCAGCUGGACGAGAGCCGCGGUCGAGUGGUGGCCGCGCUCAGCCCACCUGGAUGCUCCUCUCUGGGGAGCCUGGAGGAGGCGGCGCUGGUGGCGAAGGACGCGGUUGUGUGCGGCUUCCGUCAGGAGAACAGGGAGUGGAGCCUGUGUGUCUGGAGGAGCUGGGGCUGCCGCGAGCUGGAGCUCUUCUACCGGAGCUACGAGGAUCUGGGCCGCAUGGAGACCAGCAUGAGGAAGAGGAGGUAGCUGUCGUGCACGCGCCUGGCGGCCGGGAGCCCCAGGACACGUGCGUGAGGACUGGUGAAACCUACAGCGGGUCUGCAGAGUCGGAUGAGUGUCACCGUCCGACCGCAGCCGUGUCCUGCGCCACACUCUUUUGCUGACGCUCUGUUUUAGGUUUUUAACUAUUUACCAAUGACGUGACCUGAGAACAAACAGGAAGUGGAAUCCCUGCAGCCGCAGACAGCAGCGCUGUGAUUGGUUGCUUCACUCCCACCGGAGGCUUCGGCUCACGUCGCGCUUUUAAACAAAUCCAUCCACACUUUGGGAAAUCGAUGACGAUUUCACGCACAAAUCUUUGUUUCCGCACCUGAACCACGGUGGUUUCCUCAUGUCGCACUUGACACGGGCGCCAGGGGGCGCUGUAGCGCACGAUCAAGCUUUUAAGGUGACGGUGGCGGGUUUAUUCCCCUAUUUCAUCUAUUUAUUCAGCGCGUUUUCCAUUUUUAAAUCGUGUUUUUUACCUGGUGCGUCUGUGCUGGCAAGUGCAUGUGUAAAUACAAGAGAUGUAAAAAGUGAUUAUUUUACUGAAUAAAUCUUUUAUGACCUUUGCCACCUCGGUUGGGUUUUUCUCCAGCGUCCCCGGCUGAUGACAUCACAGCCUCCACAUGCAGUGGUGAUUCUGUCGCACUGUCACAUGACCCGCGGUUUGGGCGCCGCCAUCUUGUCGCGGCAUCACCCUCCUGUUCAACCUUCCCAAGCUUUGAUGGAGCUACAGAAGCUGCAGAGAGCGACGCGUCUGGGCAGAGACUCGGCGUCGAAUAAAGCGGUGGAGAAAGUCUAACUUGAGAUGGUGAACAAACAAACCACGGUGGAGUUUCUUGGUAGGAGGUCGGUGCCAGCCGUUUCCCCAGCCGCCGGCGAGAUGCCCCGGCGUGCCAUGAAUGACACUCUUGUCAUGACGGACGACUCGGGUUCAGGCCGGGACUCGUGUCUUCUCAGAGCUCAGCAGGGGCCCAAGUUUCUGAGACCUUCCUUUUUAUUAUUAAUAUUCAUCCCGUGGUCUUCUGGGACGGAGCUUGUUUUACAUUUGUCACGUUACGGCCAGCAGGCCGGUACGGACUGGUCAGGUGAAAGCGCUGACUCAGCGCUGCGGACACUCGCCCUCUGUGAGUCCUGCUCUCCCAGUGGAGACAGAAGGACUCUGCUCUCCUCAGCUUCUCUCUAUAGCACGUCUUUGCUUUGCUGUACGUUGAAUCACAAACAUUCAUCCACCUUUCCAUCUCAUCCCCCCCCUUCACCAGUCGGAGCCUUGCUCUCCAGGGUUUGUCGGCCAUGAUGGUGACAUGCUCAGCUGGAGAGACCGCUUCGCUCCUCGGUGAAGAAUGACGUGCUCAUCCGGGGUGAAACCUGUUCCUGACUUGGUCACCAAGUCUGGCAACCCACCAAAUUUUUUUUUUUUAAUGAAAGAGCAAGGACAAAUCUGGCAACUUAUUUUGUGCUCCAGCUUUCUGUGAAAAGGCUGAGGCUUCAUGAAACAGUGUCCUGAUGUUCACAGGCCACUAGGAGGCGCUGUCUGCUCUAAUGUCUGGAUUUGCACAACUGUUUCAAAGAAACAGCAAA